Molecule: messenger RNA, 6120 nt
Organism: Anarrhichthys ocellatus (wolf-eel)
Lineage: Eukaryota; Metazoa; Chordata; Actinopteri; Perciformes; Anarhichadidae
Gene: foxp1b
Product: forkhead box P1b
Exons: 18
Coding region: 3040-5109 (689 amino acids)
Biological process (GO): regulation of transcription by RNA polymerase II
Cellular component (GO): nucleus
Molecular function (GO): DNA-binding transcription repressor activity, RNA polymerase II-specific; RNA polymerase II cis-regulatory region sequence-specific DNA binding
Source: RefSeq, a predicted model, not a curated record
UCAGACAGGCCUGACAUUCACCAGGCUGCACUGUUGCCUUUUAAGCUUAUGAAGAAGAAAAGAGCCCAGAAUAAGGGCUGAAGUUGGGUUUAAUUGGUGGGUUUUGAGUCUGUUUGCGUGUCAGAAAGUGCUGUUGUUUACAGUCUGUGUGGGUGUUACAAUACAAUGCCAGGAUCCUGCCAAUCACAUCAAAACAAUUUAUUUAUGAGACUAAACAAUGUUUUUCAUUUAAUCGGUCCUUCUUAAUAAAAGCCCCGAAGAAGAAACGGAGGGAGGAAAUAGUGUGCAGUCAGCCCUUUUUUAUUUUUUUAAAGCAGAUCGGAUCAUACAGUGAGCAGCUGUGUUUUUUUGAGAAGUGACUCACGCUUUAGAUUUUUCCUGCUUUUCAAGAGCGCAGACAGCGACUUGGAAAGUCUCCCGCUCACGCCCUUAAAACAAACACCAACGCUCCUGUACUCACAGUGGAUACCACUGACUGUACUCAGCCCAAAACUUCUCCUACGCCCUCUUCUGAGUCACACAAUGCCCUUAAUACGGAUUCACCAACCUUCUUUUUGUUUAGUUUAGUUUUAUUCAAACCUGCCCCGGCAUGAUAAAUGGACACUGUCAAUUUCGCCCAGGUGCUGAUACUGAGCGAUCGAAACAACCCCGGGACGGUGCUGUAAAGAAGCGAGAGACAACUCUGGCAGCCUCCUAUUGACAGCCAUUGAGUUGAGCAUUAAUUAAUAUGGUAAUGACGUGUGAAGGUUCAUUAACGGGCCGCCACAGAAGUAGCCGCGGAUACAGUGCUAAGCGCGCUCGGUGAGUAAUUAAUGGAAUAACUUUACUUAGUGGUAAAUAUUCAUGGGCCCUCGUGUUUUUUUUUAUUUGUCGGCGCCGUGUGAAGAGAGCACCGUCCAUUAGAGGGGCUGAAGGGCCGUCCGCGCUGAAUGCGGGGCCUUUUGUUGGGUUCGGGCUGCGUUUCAGUGGAGGGGGUAUUAAUUCAUAUUUUGAACAUGCAAUCUUACAACAAAGCCAAAGGCAGCGAUAACAUACCUACGACUAGAGAGCAUAUUGUGAAGCUGUGACCCCCCCCUCCCCCCCCACCCUCACUAAUAGGGAAGUCCACUUCACAGGUUUGUGGGCAGAAUAAAACGAGUCUUUGUUCGAGCUCAGUUGUAACCAGCGCAGGUCAUUACCAUAGCAAAAAAACCUUCUUGAUUGUCCAUUUCAUCUGAAAAUACGGUGUUUGCAUGCUUUUUUUUGUCACCCCCCCCUUCCUCUCCUCACGACCACAAUGGAGCAUGUGGUAUUUGCAUAGAGAAGGGAGAUAUUUCUUUGGAUGGUGUCAUCCCCUAACGGUAUCAGGCUAACGGUCGGGCCAUCCGUUGCACACACGAGUCUCGCCGUGAGGUAUUUCUUUGUCGGAAAAGUCACGUUUUCUCUCCGCUCUGUUAAACACCUACAAACACCCUUUCAAGGCGUCACAAGAGAACCUGGCACGAUGCUCCCCGGUUCCCUUUCGUCACUUGAGAUUGUUGCAUUUUGAUUCACAUUCUCAGCCCGAGCCUCUAACCGAGCGUGCACAUAACCCACCUGGGUGGGUAAUUAUCUCAACCAGGAGUUGUUCCAUCCCCUAAAAUCUCGAUGUGGGAGUGUGUGAUGGGCUCGGCUUUUCCCAGCCCGGGCGAAGCAGCGUGUGCUUGUUUAUCCUCACCCUACGUUCUCCGCACCCCCCACCGCUCUAAAUGGCAAAACAUUACAGGUUUGUGCUGUUUGAAAUGGAGACAAUUAUCUGUUUAGGCAUCACAAGAUGGGCAUUAGGUUACAAGGAGAAAAAGGCGUACAGCUGCUAUCAGGAUCCCGUCGUUGCCUUUUUGUUUCUCUCCCCGAUACAAAUUUUCCGUCAUUAAAAUGAUGGAACAUUUAUCUAAAUGGAUGUUAUGCGUUGGGUAAACUCAUUUGGCUCCCGGGGCCCUUUCAGGUGAUGGGAAUUAAUGAUGUUUAGUAGUUUUGAAACUGAAAAUAUCUGUCAUUUGUCACCACUCGCCAUUGAUUUACGGUUCCAUUGAUGAUAUGUUAAUUGAAGUGUAAUGAAUCACAAUAAUAGGGCAGUUGUGUGGGAAUGGUCCAUUUUGGAUGAUUGUUCAACCCUCGGUAGAGUUCAGAGCGAGCUGCAUGUUGACUCGCGUUUUCAACAAGGGCAUUUAACACAUAAUUAAUGCUGGAACUGGGCAAGUUGGACCUGUGUGUGUGUGUGUGUGUGUGUUUUUAAUCUUUUCUCAGUCUGCUUCAGAUAAACACACGCUUGGUCACAGUUUUGACUGCCAAAUAUAAACGGCAAGAAAGAACAGUGGGAGUUGGGAGCUUCUUUCUUUUCUUUCAUAUUUGGAUAUGCUUUAAUGCUUUUAUUCAAAUGCACCUGAGAUAUUGCCCCACAGUCACUUCUCAGUUUACCAUAAAAAUAAGAUUUUGUUUCCUUCUCUCUCUUUUUUUUUUCCCCCCAUCUUUCUUCGCCUGGGUUGAGUGCUCUGUUAGGACAGCUGUGUGCAUGCAGAUCAGGGCUGCCCAGGGUGGGGGGGGGGUGGGGGGUUGAGUCAGGGCAGAGCAGGUACUCUGUGCUCACCACCCACUGUCAAGCAUCACGGCAAAGUUUUUGUCUUGCAAAUAAACCGCCCGCUCACACGCGUUAUCGUCGGCGGGUACAGUUGUAGUUAACGGACGGUUUGGAAGUUAGCAGGACGUGUCUUUGACGGGGACAGACAGCCGGCCGCGGGACGGUACGUGUGAGGGCGCCUUCUGCCCCGAAAUGUUGUCUGCAGGGGGAGGCGCACUGACGUGCCCAGCAACCUCCAAACGCGAAGGGGAAGCAAACUGCAGAGGAACGCUGGGGAAUUGAUUUUCUCUCUCUCAUGAUUUCCCAGAAUACCACGAGAACGUUUGUGCACGUGUUUAAUCCGAUUCAACACGCACACCGGGCGAGGAGGCUGUUGCGCCACCGCUGGAACUGAAGAUAGCUUUAAAUAAAAGCAAGUCCUUGCAGAAGGUUUUUUUUAAGUCAUGAUGCAAGAAUCUGGGACGGAGGCGACCAGCAACGGACCGGCCAUCCACAACGGAGGCUCGGGCCCGGAGGGCGGGCCCAGGGAGGGGCGACCCAACAGCGCCACGCCGUCGGUGGAGGUGACCGCCGCUGACCUCCUGCAGUUCCAGCAGCACCAGGCUCUCCAAGUGGCACGGCAGAUACUCCUCCAGCAGCAGCAGCAGCAGCAGCAACAAAACACUGGCCGCAAGUCCCCCAAAGCCAACGACAAGCAGCAAAGCCUCCAGGUUCCAGUUUCAGUGGCUAUGAUGACACCUCAAGUGAUAACUCCACAGCAGAUGCAGCAAAUCCUUCAGCAGCAAGUCCUGAGCCCUCAGCAGCUCCAGGUUCUCCUCCAGCAGCAGCAGGCCCUCAUGUUACAGCAGCAGCAACUCCAAGAGUUCUACAAAAAGCAGCAGGAACAGCUCCACCUCCAGCUUUUACAGCAGCAGCCGCAGCAGCAGCAGCAGCAGCAGCAGCAGCAGCAUGCAGUCAGCAAGCAGAGUAAAGAGCAGCAGUUGUCGGCGCAGCAGUUGGCCUUCCAGCAGCAGCUCCUGCAGGUCCAGCAGGUCCAGCAGCAGCAUCUGCUCAACCUUCAGAGGCAAGGGCUGCUCACCAUCCAGCCUGGACAGACCGGCCUGCCGCUGCACUCCCUCACUCAGGGCAUGAUUCCAGCCGAGCUGCAGCAGCUGUGGAAGGAGGUGACGACUGCCCACGUGAAGGAGGAGCACCACCACCACCACCACAACAACAACAACAACAACAGCAUCCACAACGGCCACCGGGGCCUUGACCUGUCCUCCCCGGCACCGCCAAAGAACCCACUCCUCAACCAGCACGCCUCCACCAACGGGCAGUACAUGAGUCACAAGAGAGACGGAUCCUCGCUAGAAGACCAUUCCCCCCACAGUCACCCCCUCUACGGUCACGGCGUUUGCAAGUGGCCCGGAUGCGAGGCGGUGUUCGACGAUUUCUAUUCAUUCCUCAAGCAUCUUAACAAUGAGCACGCCCUGGAUGACAGGAGCACGGCCCAGUGUCGGGUGCAAAUGCAGGUCGUACAACAGCUGGAGCUGCAGCUAGCGAAAGACAAAGAGCGUCUGCAAGCCAUGAUGACGCACCUUCAUGUCAAGUCCACGGAGCCCAAAGCCAUCCCACAGCCGCUCAACCUGGUGUCCAGCGUCACGUUGUCCAAAUCGGCCCCCGAGGCCUCUCCUCCUCUGAGCCUGCCCCGGACCCCCACCACACCCACGGCGCCCCUCACACCCCUGUCCCAGACCCACUCCGUCAUCACAGCCAACAGCCUCCACAGCAUGGGCCCCAUGCGACGGCGCUACUCUGAAAAGUACAACAUGCCCAUCUCUCCAGAUCUCAGUCAGAACAAAGAGUUUUACAUGAAUGCAGAGGUUCGACCGCCGUUCACGUACGCCUCGCUAAUAAGACAGGCAAUCCUCGAAACUCCAGAAAAGCAGCUAACACUAAACGAAGUCUACAACUGGUUCACACGAAUGUUUGCAUAUUUUAGGCGCAACGCGGCGACGUGGAAGAAUGCAGUCCGCCAUAAUCUUAGUCUUCACAAGUGUUUUGUGCGAGUAGAAAACGUAAAAGGGGCUGUGUGGACAGUCGACGAAAUAGAGUUCCAAAAGAGACGGCCUCAGAAGAUCAGUGGAAGUCCAGCCUUAGUGAAGAACAUUCAGACCAGCUUGGGCUAUGGUCCGACCCUCUCUGCUGCCUUCCAGGCUUCAAUGGCAGAAAACAACAUACCUCUAUACACUACUGCUUCCAUUGGAAGUCCCACCCUCCACUCCCUGGCCAACGCCAUCCGCGAGGAGAUGAACGGAGCGAUGGACCAUGGAAACAGCAACGGCAGUGACAGCAGCCCGGGACGCUCGCCCCUGCCAGCUAUGCACCACAUCAGCGUUAAGGAGGAACCACUGGACCCCGAGGACCACGAAGGGCCCCUCUCUCUGGUAACGACCGCCAAUCACAGUCCGGAUUUCGAUCAUCACCACAGAGAUUACGACGACGACCAGGGCCACGACGACAUGCUGUAAGGCGAGCUCUGCCCCCCCCCCCCCCCCAUCCUCCUCCUCCUCCCCCGUUCCCCCCAAGCCUCAGAGGCAGAGGCAGUCUGGGUCAUCUGGGAGACCGAAACGCUCCGCAGAUAACAAACACUGAACUGCAGUCUCAGCCACUGAUGACAGCUCGCAAAUGUCUCCCGAGUUCACUUUUUUAGUGCCAUUACAAUACACAGCAAGAACACACACACACACACACACACACACACACACACACACACACAAACACAGAAUACCCCACGUGAGGGAUUCUUUUUUUUCUUUCUUUCUACUUUUAAGUAAAGCUUAAAAAGUGAAACUUCAUUUCUACUCGUGCGUGGGAUGGACUUGUUUGGUACAGGGGGGGCCGACGUGUUCGCAGUCAGAGACCCUCCCCGCGCAGCCAGGACGGACUGCACUCAGUGGACUGCAAGAGGGUGCUGCGUCCCUCCCCCGCCCACUCUCUCUCUCUCUCUGUCUGUCUCUCUCUCUCUCUCUCAGACACACACAUCUGACCACAAACUCAAGAGAGAGAGAAUGACUGACGUUUAAUUUACACCGUGUGAGUGUAGGUGUGUGUAUGCGAGAAGGAAGCGAGCGCGGGUUCUCUGUUCAUUGUCACAGCCUUCAACACUUCUCAUUGGUUUGAUUCCAUAGCGGGCGGGAGGGACGUUGUUUUUAUUUGGGUGUACUUUAUUGUUCGUGGGGGGGGGCGGGUGAGAGGUUAUUAAAUAUCAACAUAAUGUGUCUUUUCCAUUCAAUGCUGUUGUAGAUGUCGCAUCUUUGUUGUUUCUCUGUACUGAUCUGACCUCAUGCCCAUGCUGUGGAGAUUCUGUGUGGUCAGCACUUGAUGAUGAAUGUUUAUGAUUUCCUUUCAUGUUGUUCUUUUUAAAACCCACACACACACAUGAAGCAGAAUGUCACAUGCCAAGUAGUAUUUUUCUGUCAUUUAUUCACCCAUCUUUUCCAAAAAGCAAAAAAAAAAAAAAAGAAGAAAAAGUCACCCUC